AUGCCAACCACCAAAGCAUCAGUUAGUAGCAACAAGGCAAAAACAUGGAAGAUUAAAAUUGUUGCUGCCAAACAAAAACUGGCAAAGAAGACUAGAAAGACCGCUUUUAAAAAUAGAAUGGAAGUAAAGGAGAAUUCUAAAAAACAUAAAUUAACUGUAAAAAAGCCAAGAUGUCCAAAAUCUAAAGUUAACACUGAUGGGGAAUCAAAAGUAAAGAGUGUGGUGUCAGCUGAUGACAAAAUGGUGCUGGAAACCCAAAACAGUAAUGUAAAACCAGAAAGAAAGAAAACAAAAAAGAAAAAUGUAUGUAAAAAACUUUUCCUUUGUGAGCAUUGUGCUACAUACUUUAAAAGGAGUCAUGAUUUGGACAUGCAUAUUAAAAGGAUUCAUAGUUCUAAAGAGUGCAACAAAUGUCAAAAGGUCUUUUCCAGUUUCCGACUUCUAACAGAACAUUUAAAAUUUGUUCAUGGUGUUGAGCCCGUGAAGUUAUACACCAAACAUUGCACAGAAUGUGAUAGGUUAUUUGAUUCUAACACAGAGUUGUCAGAACAUAUGUCAACACACACUGGUGAGAACUUACAUACAUGCAAAGAUUGUAACAAGAAAAUCAGCACCAAAUCUGCAUUCAAGUUUCACAUGAAGAUUUGUCAAAAUGCAGAUAGUUUGAAAAACUUUGAAUGUGAAAUUUGCCAAAAGAAAUUUUAUUUUAAUAGUGAUUUACAGAGGCAUAACUUGACACAUUCUGGAGCAAGGCCACAUAGUUGUGAUUUUUGUGGUAUGAAAUUUAAACUUCGAGGAGCUUUAGUAGAGCAUGUUAAAUCCUUACACGAAAACUCAAAAUAUCCUUGUGAGACCUGCGGUAAAAUAUUUUCAGCAAUGAGAAACCUUAAGCGUCACACUGUAACACACAAGUCUGAUUUUGAAGCAAAUAAGCCUUUAUGUCCAGAGUGUGGAAAGUCUUUCAGAUUUAAAAGUGAUCUUGAAAAACACAUGAAAAUACAUACUGGAGAAAGAGCAUUUGAAUGCAAAACUUGUCAGAAGUCUUUCCGCUUGAAUUCACAUCUAAAACAACACAUGGUUACACAUACUGGAGAAAAACCUUUCAAAUCCUGUUCUGACUAUGAUGAUAGUGGAAUAAUUAAAAAGAAGAAAAAAAUAGUUGUCAUGGAAACAGAAAAUGAGAUUUCUGACAGUAAUGGUGAAGACAAAACUGUAAGCAAUAAACCAGUGCAUUUAGUACAAAUUGAUGGUUGUAAGAGUGUAAUUGUGGAGGAAUUGGAUACCAGUAGGGAUGAUACAAUAUCUGCCUCCAAAAAUGAAAUGAAUAAUGAAAGAGAUAAGUUUAGUGGUGAUGAUAUCUCAGAUGGAAACAUUGACAAUACUUCAUUUGACAAGGCAGACGAUUCUAACCAUGGUAACACCAAACAAACAUCUAAAUACCAUAGAUCAAAUGCAGCAAAAUGCAUGGAAAGCAACACCAAUUCUGCAGUAAAUCAAGAAGGUUAUAUAAAGAAUGAUAUUUAUGAACAGUUAAUGAAAAGUUGUCAAGAUAAGCUAAAAUCUGGGGAAGUAUUUCCAUUCACAGAUCCUUCUGUAGAUUAUGAAAAAGAUGACGAUAUUGAUAGUGAUUUGGUUGAAUCAGUUCCUUUGUCAGAUAGUAUGAUGGAGACAGAUUCUGUAGUGUAUGUUGCAGAAAAAAUUGAUUCCAGUGAGAACACUUAUCCUGUCAUUUAA
This is a messenger RNA of Mytilus trossulus (common blue mussel), 1734 nucleotides long. RefSeq names its product zinc finger protein 93-like. The coding region runs from base 1 to 1734 and encodes 577 amino acids. The record is from RefSeq and is a predicted model, not a curated record. Lineage: Eukaryota; Metazoa; Mollusca; Bivalvia; Mytilida; Mytilidae. The transcript is spliced from 2 exons.